Molecule: messenger RNA, 198 nt
Organism: Plenodomus lingam JN3
Lineage: Eukaryota; Fungi; Ascomycota; Dothideomycetes; Pleosporales; Leptosphaeriaceae
Source: RefSeq, a predicted model, not a curated record
AUGAAGCUCACGUCGACGCACGUUGACUACUCUGAUAUCCAUUUGGUUGUUGGAGGGAGGCCAUACGACCAUCGGGGGUUAAUGGAAGCGGACUCAGCUGGAUACGAAACCAGUGACUCGGCUUUGGAAGGGCAUGAGUACGGAUGGUAUGCAAGUGCGACGACGUUUUCGGGUAACACUAGCAUGUCUAUUCUAUAA